Messenger RNA from Ylistrum balloti, 2418 nucleotides. Its product is annotated as SAM pointed domain-containing Ets transcription factor-like. The coding region runs from base 8 to 1204 and encodes 398 amino acids. Gene Ontology annotation, molecular function: DNA-binding transcription factor activity, RNA polymerase II-specific; sequence-specific DNA binding. Gene Ontology annotation, biological process: cell differentiation; regulation of transcription by RNA polymerase II. The transcript is spliced from 6 exons. The record is from RefSeq and is a predicted model, not a curated record. Lineage: Eukaryota; Metazoa; Mollusca; Bivalvia; Pectinida; Pectinidae. Gene Ontology annotation, cellular component: nucleus.
UUUAAACAUGCAUACAGAAGCAGAAUUUCCUUACAUCAACAUUUACUUGUCAAUGUGUCAGAGUAUCUCUGGAUGUUCAGACACAGAAGAAAACAUGCAGAACCGAGACCAGAAGGUCCCACAAAGUCCAUUCAUGACCAACCAAAUGGAUAUGACGAUGCAAGGCUUUGACAAUGUGCUUGUGGACGAACUAAGUAUGCUUGAACCAGUGUCUGAUGUGUGCAGUAACACACCGGCUUCUCACGAUCAAGUGUGCGUACCUGAUAGCCCAAAAAGUUUCACUGACUUAGAUACACAGUUUUAUCCAGAACAUCUACAAAUCAAACAAGAAAAACAGGAACCUAUGGACUUUCCUCCAUGUGAACAAUUACGAUCCGAUUUCAGUGCGCAUGUACCAUCACACCAGCUCCAUCAGCAAAACAGCAUGCUGUUGAAAGAUGACGAAUCUCUUUCCCGACUUGUGUUUGGUGUGAUGAAACAAGACAUUGAACACAUAUGUCGUAUCCUCAGAAUAAACCAAAAUCCCCGAUAUUGGAGUCAGGAUGACGUCAGAAAGUGGCUGCAAUGGCAAGCUGAAGAGUACUGCCCGAACUCCAUUGAUGUCAAUGUAUUCAAGAUGAACGGACUCGAUUUCUGCAACCUUACACAAGAUGACUUCAAACUUAGAACACCUGCUGCUUGGUCCAACAUUUAUCACCAGCUGGAGAUAUGGAAAAGUGCAUGUACUUUAGAUACACCGUGUAUGUCGCAGACGACAGAUUUCAACUGUAACCAGCGGUUUUACCCUGAUUUUGAGCGAAUCCCUAUUCCAGCCAUGUCUCCGUCUCCGAGUGUCUCUAGUGAUGACAGUGAUGCACGAAGUGACAACGAUGAAUUCUCAAACAUGUGCGGUGUAACAUCACCUUGUCUUCCCGCCGAAACAGAACACAAGCAGACGAUACAUUUGUGGCAGUUUUUGAAAGAGUUGCUUUUACAUCCCGACAAUUUCUCGAAUUGCAUUAAAUGGGUCAGUCAAAAGGAAGGAAUCUUCAAAAUAGAGGACUCUUCAAGGGUAGCGAAACUAUGGGGAAAGAGAAAAAACCGUCCAGCCAUGAACUACGACAAAUUAAGCCGGUCAAUCCGACAAUACUACAAGAAGGGAAUCAUCAAGAAGACAGCACACUCCAAACGGCUUGUAUAUCAGUUCUGUCAACCGUACCUGUGAUGACGCCAUAGUUCGUCGUGUUUUUUGGACGACAGCACCCCUUGUCGUCAGUCAUGUGACCUUACGUGACUGUUUCUGGCGGUACAUGUCAGAUCAGAACUUUAGAAUUAUCUCUACUAAAUUUGGUUGAUUUUGCAGAGAUAUCCAUGGCAUUGAUUUGGCAAAGUCAUCGCGAACAUGUCGUCUUCCCACCGUGGGAUAGUCGAGACUGAUCGGUGUGAGGUGUUUCCUGCUUCGGGUGUCAAUCAUCCAAUUACAAAACUUAGUAGAUAGUCUACAGUAUGACGGAUAGACAUGAACAAAAUGCUGAACAGGAAAUCCGAAUUUGUUUAUGUCUUUUUUAAUGUUUGUUCUCCUAGUCCUUUAUGCUGUGAGCAUACCAAGAAAUUGUUACAUUUAAAUGUAUAUAUAUUAAAUAUUUGUUAUACAUCUACCAUAUUCAAAUACAUCUGUCAAACGUUCUUUGAAAAAGAAUAUUCGUUAUACCUUUGUCCUUGUUACAAAAGUUCAAGUUACAGCUAAUAAAUAAUUAUUUCAUUUUUUUCAAAAAUAAAAAACAAUACCGCAAUGAUUAUAAAGACAAAUACCAAUGUUAAACGUCUCAAUAUCUCAUUAUCUCAUUUACAAAUUCAUUACUGUUAAAUGGCUUCAUAAUAUACCAAGUAUAAGUAUUGCAAAAUGGCUAAAUGUACAUAAUGAUUGACACAAGUUUUUCAUCAUUUGCAAACAAAUAUUAUAUAAUACCCCAUUUUAUUUCACCUUAGGUAGAAACACGGUUGCAUCUAUGGGAAGUUUUGAGAGAGAGGCUGAAUAACUGGAUAAUUUUGAAAGUGUGUGGAUAUUACCAAGCUGGUGAUAAAUUUGUAAUUUGGAAACUGUUUGAGAUUUUUGUUAGUUGGUUUCUUCGAGUAUGCUUGUGUGUCACCGAGUCAGUGUUUGGUGACUAGUAUGUUUAAAUAAAUGUGAUUGAUUGAAAGUCAUAAUGAAUAACGUUACAAAUGGUGGGUGUGUGUCGAUGUAAUGAAUAAUGCUUUAUGUAGACAGGCGCAUGCAUAAUAUAUUGAGCAGAUACAGGUUGUUUGGAUCUGAAUAAGCGAGUGCAUUAUUUUAAGGUUAAAAAAUGAGUAUUCUUUGAAGCAAAUAUGUGAUAUUUUUGUACGCAGUAUAUGUAUAUGAAUUUAUAUAGUUUUAUAAUUACAUAAAAAUGAACCAAA